AUGGCCUCCAACCCCACUAUCCUUCUUCUGUCCAAGGAGUUGCUAACAGAUGAGAACUUCAUGAAAUGGAAGUCUAAUAUCAACAUAGUGUUGAAUGGAGACAACUCAAAAUUCGUGAUGACUGAAACCGAACCUGACUUUCCGAGAGAGAACCCCUUGAAGGUCAUGAGGGGGAAGUAUGAACGUUUGACUACUGCCAACAACAAGGCCAAGGUGUACAUGCUUGCCAGCAUGUUAGAAACGCUAAUGACUAAGAUGGAGAAUGUCAAAACUGCUUACGACAUCAUGGAUCAACUCCAAGAAAUGUUUUGGCACAAGUCGGCGCAAGCUAGUUUCGAGGCUACCAAGAGGUAUGUUAACUGUAGGAUGGCACCUGGCCAACAUGCUCGUGAUCAUUUCAUUUAG
Molecule: messenger RNA, 405 nt
Organism: Humulus lupulus (European hop)
Lineage: Eukaryota; Viridiplantae; Streptophyta; Magnoliopsida; Rosales; Cannabaceae
Exons: 1
Coding region: 1-405 (134 amino acids)
Source: RefSeq, a predicted model, not a curated record